AUGCUUGUUUCGAGGGUUCCGAAAGGAGCAAACAAGGUUCAAGGACCGACCGCAAGAGCACACACAAUAGGAUAUGCUAGGUGCUUCACACUCAAGCAAAGGCUCUUCAACUGUAAGGGCACUGGAAAACCGGAUCCAUCAUUAGAUGCUUCACUUUUACAACAUUUACAGAAAUUAUGUCCAGAUAACAACAGUUCUAACCCCAAUUUGGCUCCCUUGGAUCCUGUCACCACAUACACAUUUGAUAGCAUGUAUUACAAAAACCUAGUGAAGAACUUAGGAUUACUACCAACUGAUAAGGCUCUUGUGAGUGAUGGUACAACUGCUUCAUUGGUGUACAAGUAUAGCCAGUGGUCUGUUUUACUUUUACAAGGACUUUGA
Molecule: messenger RNA, 381 nt
Organism: Glycine soja
Lineage: Eukaryota; Viridiplantae; Streptophyta; Magnoliopsida; Fabales; Fabaceae
Product: peroxidase 10-like
Exons: 2
Coding region: 1-381 (126 amino acids)
Biological process (GO): response to oxidative stress
Molecular function (GO): peroxidase activity; heme binding
Source: RefSeq, a predicted model, not a curated record